AUGAUGGCACAGAUACCCCCAACUCAACUCUUUCCCUCGAGAGCGACACCUAUUUCCAAGUUAUCCGAGGAUGUCUUCCACGAAAUCUUUUCCUUCAUCGCCGCUCCUCUGCUUCAGCCAAAGCCUGGAUGGGAAUCUAGACCUGCCAGGCCCAGCAAUUUGUCCUCAACGUCUGACCUUCGGUCCCUGAACGUUCUUAGAUGGACAUCCCAAGUCUGCGCGGUCUGGCGCAGGAUAAUCCUGAGUUCUACCGUCCUGUGGGGUCGAGUGAUCGAUCAAGAUGUUCUGAAGUGCUCCAGGAAAGAGCGGGUUGAAGAAAUCACCAAGAGAGCUGGAUCAUCCUCUUUAUGGGUUACUGUUGCAUUAACACGUGGGAUCGAGAGGCUUUUAGGACCCUUCCUAAUGGAUAAUUGGGGCAGGAUUGAGCUUUUGGAGAUGAGCUCACAAGUAGAUAUCUCCAGUGAUCGAGCAUACGCUCUUGACUCCAAGAUGAGGUCCAUUUUGACCAAACCAACGAAGCGCCUUCGACAUUUCCUUCUCGAGCUCCCUUUUCCGCAUGCCACGGAGUACCGUUUAUUUUCUGGCGACGCGCCUUCGCUGCAGCGUCUCGUGGUCUUGAAGUUCUCAUUCUCAUGGGGGCUAUGGAAGACAGACCUUCCGACGAACUUCAGAACCUCGAAUGCCGGACAGAAAACAGAUACGGAACUGUGGGGGCACGAGCUCUAUCAGGGGUACGUCUACUUUCCUCGCGAUGCGAUCACCAUGUUACGCACGAACGAACCGCAAGACCCAGAGGAGACCCAACCUUACGGCAAUGCAAGACAGCCAACUCUGGAAAUAAUAAGGCCACUCGAGAUGGAGCUUGCAGUUGUCGAAGAGCAAAUGGAAGAGCUGAAGAAACAGCACACCCAACUGACGCGGAAACUCGCGCCAUACCGAACAGCAAUGCGUGCAUUCGAUGCUAUAUCGUCACCCUUCCGACGGCUACCCUUCGAUAUCAUCUACGAAAUCAGUCAAUGGUGUCUGCCGGACCAGCCUUCAGCAGUCAGGAGGCAAGCACCGCUGUCAUUGUGCCAGGUGUCGACUGGUUGGAGGAAGGCGGUGCUGGCGUCCCCUCGGAUGUGGUCGACGUUGCAUGUAUCGCGAAGCGACAUCGAUUCCUUUCGACGUGUUCGUGACAUGUCGAAGGAGUGGUUGCGACGCGCGAAGGGAUCUCUAUCUCUUUUCCUUACUUUCGACAUUCCACUCGACUUCGACACCCGAACGGUCCGAGCAGAGCAACUCUAUUCUUUCCUUCAGGUUUUUGCAGACUUAGCCCCUCAAGUUCGACAUCUCUCGCUGUCCGCCGAUUGGAUACCUGAUCUACUGGACCACCUUGGCGAAAUGGAGUGGAGUUUCACGAUGCUGCAUCACCUCUCGCUAAGAAGCACGCAGGCUGACUUCUACAACCCGCGUCUCGACCACGGUUCAGCCGAAGGUGAAUUUGUGGCGCCUAUGUCGGUAUUCAUGGAUGCGCCGAGCCUCUGUUCCCUCGAAAUUUCUAAAGAAUUUAUCACAACACCCGGCGCACUCGCCAUAUUUCCUUGGUCGACACUGACGAGCCUCAAGCUCUCUGAAGCUAUUCCAGUGCGCUUCUGGGUCGAAAUCAUGCAGUCGUGUAGCCAGCUAGUGUCCGGUGAUUUUCAUAUUCACGACAACGCCCCACAGGACCUACCUUCUGCACUAGCCCACCCUCCACGACUGCAACCUACAUUGGCUGAACUCAGAAUGGAGAUCCAUCGAUCUUUCCCUACCCCAUGCGUAUUUACAUUGCUCAGCCCCUUUCUCUUCCCCGGGUUGCGGACUCUGCACAUCCGGUAUAGCGAACUGUGGCCACCCCUCGAUGAGACCCUACCGACCGCCGUCGCAUACGUCUCCUCCCUCCGUACCCUUACCCUCGAUGGGCUCUAUAAUUCAGCAGACAUACCCACCUUCCUCGAUAUCCUGCAUGACACUUUUUUUGGACUAUCCUUCACGUCGGGGUCGCCCAAGAUUCUCCCAAAAUUAGAGGAUUUGGAGCUGAAGUUAGACUGGUCCUACCAAUACUCUGUGGAUGUCAAUCUGAAGCCGUCGACAAGGAUGCUUCAUUCGCGCAGCGCUGACAUCCAAGAGGGAUGCACCUUGCUGCGACGGGUGACCUUCUCGAAUAUCCUUACUGACCGGAUGAUCGACAAGAUUGGGCAGGCUCUGCCAGACGUGUCGCUCAAUAGCCCUUUAACUAUCAUGAAAUCGGAACUCCACAACCCUUUAAAGCCGCCUCCGGCUGCACCAGGGUUUGGAUCAGGAAAGGAAAUACCAGAGGAGACUGCUCCGUUAUGGUCGAAGAUAAUAUUCCAAUGGCUGGCGCCGUUCCUCGAGGUUGGUUUCUCGAGGCCAUUAGAGGAGGAGGAUUUUUGGAACCUACCGCAUUCACGAUUAACAGCGUCCGUAACGGACGACGUAGAGCACAAUUUCUACAAGCGAUGUGCACCGGAGAAAAGGCCACGAUAUAUGCAGGACGAUCAGUCCACCCUCUCGACCGUCAAAAAACCGGAAUGUUCUCUCGCGGCAGAGAAGGAGGGCGUCUACGACGACGAGAAGGGAGGCGAAGGUGGAGGCGAAAUGGCGCCGCCCGCUGAUACACACACGGGCGUCUCCACUCCGACCGUCGUUCCCGCAGAAGGGGACCUGAGGCCGUUGAAUGUCCCAUCGGACGCGCAAGCGAGAUCCACGAGAAUGUGGCCGUUUGCUCGAUUCUUUACGAGAAGGCGGGACAGGGAGCAGAAGUACGACGAGUCCCUAUUCAAGGCUAUCCAUCGGACGUUCAUCGUACCUAUAUGGGUCGCUGGUACUCUAAAGCUAUUCGGAGAUACCCUCAGGACGACGACCCCGCUUCUGAACAGGGUCCUUCUGACUUGGCUUACAGAGUCAUACACAUAUGCCCGCUUAACGGAUACCCAGCGAGCACAAGCCACCACAGCCGGCUUAACUGCUCCCCGCGGUAUUGGAUACGGCAUUGGAUUGGCAGUAACCCUUUUCAUUAUGCAAGAGGCUGCAAGUUUGAUGACGAACCACUUCCAACAAACAUCGAUGACGAUUGGUCUUUCAAUCCGUACCGGCGUCAUCGGCAGCGUCUUUCGAAAGUCUCUCCGACUGUCAGGUCGUGCUCGCGCAGCUCAUAGCGUCGGCCAAAUUACAACCAUGAUCUCGACGGAUGCGACUAGACUAGAUCGCUUUUCAGCGUUUGGCCACAAUCUCUGGGUAGCUCCAAUCCAGCUCGCGAUCGGUAUUGGUUUGCUUCUUGGAAACCUUGGACAUUCGGCGCUUGUCGGUCUUGGCGUCCUACUUCUCGGCUUUCCCCUCCAGUUUAUUCUAGUCAAGAUCAUGUUCCAACAACGAAGAAAGGGAGUCCAAAUCACCGACAAACGGGUCCGUUUGACCACAGAGGUGCUACAAGGCGUUCGGCUCAUAAAAUUCUACGCCUGGGAAGCGUUCUAUGCGCAACAUAUUGGAGAAUUGAGAACGAGAGAGAUCAGGACGAUCCGGAAGGUCGCUGUUGCGAGGUCGACAUUGAUCUCGAUGGUCACUUUCAUCCCGAUCCUCGCGUCUAUCUUGUCGUUUAUCACGUACGCGCUUAGUGGGCAUGAACUGAACAUCGCCAUCAUCUUCAGUUCACUCCAGCUCUUCAACGUAAUCCGUGCCCCACUGGUCUUCUUCCCGUUUGUCCUCUCGAGCUUGUCCGAUGCUCUAGUAGCACUCGGUCGGAUAUCCAAAUUCCUUACUUCUGAAGACCUACCCGAACCAUAUCCAGUGAAGCCUGGGUUGCCAAUCGCGGUUCAAGUGGAUGGCGAUUUCGUUUGGGAGACAGUUAUCAACUCACUCGACGAGAAGGACGGAAAGUUUGAUAAAGGCAAAGGGGAUGCUUUGACUUCAUCAGGUCGGGCACCCCAGAAGGAGGAUGCCAAGAGAUGGUGGAAGCGUUCGUCGAAGAAAGAGCAGAGUGGAAUUUUGCCAUCGUCGAACGCUGAAGUGGAAAAGGACGGCGAGAAGGACAAGGAGAAGGAAGCGCCGUUCGAGUUGAAUAAUCUCAAUUUUAUCGUCCCAAAAGGCGCUUUCAUUGCAAUUGUAGGGCGCGUUGGAUCUGGUAAGAGCUCUUUGUUGCAAGCUCUCAUUGGUGAAAUGCGUCGGACGAGAGGCGAGGUGGUUUUUGGAGGCACGGUGGCUUAUGCGCCUCAAACACCCUGGAUUCGGAAUGCUACGCUUCGGGAGAACGUGCUCUUUGGACAGCCUGAUGACGAAGAGAAAUUCCGAGAAGUCAUUCGCGCAUGCAGCCUCGUGCACGACCUCGAAGUUCUUCCCCAGGGAGAAGAUACUGAAAUCGGCGAGAAAGGAAUAAAUCUGAGCGGCGGCCAGAAGGCGAGAGUUUCGCUGGCCCGAGCGGCCUAUUCGGGUUCAGAUAUCGUUUUACUGGAUGAUCCACUCUCGGCCGUUGAUGCAUACGUUGGCAAGUCGAUUUUGGAGAAUUGCCUCCUCUCAGGCCCGCUGGCAGACCGUACGCGUAUUUUGGUGACCCAUGCCCUUCACGUCCUUGAUAAGACGGACUACAUCUACGUCAUGGAGAAUGGUCGUAUUAUCGAGCAAGGCACUUAUAAUGAUCUCGUCAACGACAGUGUCGUCUUCUCUCGACUCAUGGAGGAGUAUGGUAGCGCAGAAUCUGAAGUCGAUCCAGAAGGCCCAGACCAACCAGAUAUAGGUUCUAAGAGUGAGAGAGGAGGAAAAGCGAAAGGUGCCGCCUUCGACGAUGUCACAGAGGAAGGCACAACCAAGAAACCCGGCGCUGGGCUGAUGCAGAUCGAAGAACGGAAUACUGGUGCCGUCUCAUGGACGACGUACGCCAAAUACUUGCGGUAUGCCGGUGGCGUCAUUUGGGCGCCGUUCAUCUUGACUUUACUGGUAUUGACGCAAAUCGCCCAAGUUGGAAACAAUCUCUUCCUCGGGUUCUGGACCUCGGAGAGCUUACAUGGAUUUCGACAAGGAGACUAUAUGGCCCUUUACGCAGCACUGGGCGUUGCCCAAGCUAUACUUACCUUCAUUCUCACAUUCUCAUUUGCCCUUGCGAGUUUGAAAGGAGGCUUGAACCUUUUCAAAGCUGCACUUGCCAGUGUUCUGCGGUCGCCGACCGCGUUCUUCGACACGACGCCCCUUGGUCGAAUACUGUCGCGGUUCUCGAAGGACCAAGACACAUUAGACAAUGAGUUGUCUAUGACGAUGACCCAGGCUCUGUCGACCUUCAGCUCGGUCCUUGGGACUGUCGCAUUGGUCUUCUAUACCUUCCCGUACUUGGGUAUCAUCUUCGCCCCAAUGUCUGUCUUGUAUUACCUGGUGGCGACGUACUACCGUCGCUCGUCGGUCGAAACAAAACGAUUGGAUUCACUGAUGAGAUCGAUUCUUUACGGGUCGCUUUCCGAAACGUUGAGUGGCCUUGCUACCAUCAGAGCCUAUCGUGAACAGAAUCGCUCUAUACGAGCCGCAGAGCAUGGGCUUGACCUCGAAAAUCGGGCGUACUACAUGACCAUCUCGAUUCAACGAUGGCUGGGUGUUCGUCUGGACCUCUUUGGGAAUAUCCUCAUCCUCGGGAUUGGUCUGUUCGCUGCUGGCUUCCGUCACUCGGUGAACCCCGCGAAGAUUGGCGUUGUUUUGUCGUAUACUUUAGGCAUCACUCAGAUGUUCUCCGAUAUGGUCUCUCAGUUCGCGCAAAACGAGCAGAACAUGAAUGCCGUUGAACGGAUCCUGCACUACUCGGAACUUCCUCAAGAGGGCGACGUUUCCAGUCCAACCGACCCCCCUCCAACUUGGCCUACUGAAGGGAGGAUUGAAUUCACUGACGUCGAGUUGGCCUAUCGUGAAGGUUUGCCUCUUGUUCUGAAAGGUGUCAGCUUUGAGAUCAAGUCCAGAGAAAAAAUCGGUAUCGUUGGACGUACUGGAGCAGGGAAGAGCUCAUUGCUGCAGGCCCUCUUCCGGAUGGUCGAACUACACAGUGGGAAGAUCGAGAUCGACGGCCUGAAUAUUCGGGGUAUAGGUCUUGACACGUUGCGCGGCAGGCUUGCUCUUGUCCCACAGGACAGCACCCUCUUCCUCGGAACAUUGAGGGAGAACCUUGACCCGCAAGGCCUACGUACGGAUGUCGAGCUGAUUUCCGUACUCCAACGAGCGUGGCUGCUCCCAAGGGACGGUCCUCCUGACCCUGUUGCUGAGGCGAAGUUCAGUCUCGAUUGCACCGUUGGGGAUGAAGGCGCAAAUUUCAGUGCUGGAGAGAAGCAACUAUUAGCCUUGUGCCGUGCUCUCGUCAAGAACAGCAAGAUCAUUGUUCUCGACGAAGCCACUAGCAGUGUCGAUGUUGAGACAGACGCCAAGCUUCAACGCACGAUUCAAACCGAGUUUGCAUCUUCGACGCUAUUGUGCAUUGCUCAUCGUCUCAACACUAUAGCCUACUACGACCGGGUCCUUGUCAUGGACGAUGGCAAGGUCGUGGAAUACGACACCGUUCUCAACCUCUUCGACAAGGAAGACUCAAUAUUUCGUUCUCUUUGCGACGAAGCGAACCUUCAGAGGUUGGAUAUUGUCCGUAUACGAGCAGAACACGUCGAAAACAGACCAUCCGACUGUCAUUUGUGA
Cyclocybe aegerita is the source of this 6693-nucleotide messenger RNA. NCBI's taxonomy places the organism in Eukaryota, Fungi, Basidiomycota, Agaricomycetes, Agaricales, Hemipholiotaceae. The record is from the annotation of a GenBank genome assembly.